Molecule: messenger RNA, 2213 nt
Organism: Westerdykella ornata
Lineage: Eukaryota; Fungi; Ascomycota; Dothideomycetes; Pleosporales; Sporormiaceae
Product: acetyl-CoA synthetase-like protein
Exons: 3
Coding region: 123-1871 (582 amino acids)
Source: RefSeq, a predicted model, not a curated record
CACACGAGUACCUACUCCACCCGUAUCCCGCAUUCCCCAGGUUGUUGAACCGCUCGUUUACCACUGCAUGUUUUCGUUGAUUAUUGUUCAGGGUACUCGGAUCCUUUCCAGUUUUCUUCAGCAUGUCCCCCAUUGAUCGCUUGCAGAAAUUAGCUUCCCAUUUCACGUCAGGAACUCCCGAGCCGGCCAUUCAUCCCGGUGACAGCCAUGAAUACCACCAUCGACACAACUACCAUGCACUGAGCCCUACCGUUUUUCUCUGGCGGGCAGCGCAGAUUGAGCCAAACGCUACCGCAAUCUACCAUGUCACCGCGAACAAGAAGAUCCUCCGCCGUUCAUACAUCGAGGCCGCCGACAGAGCGCGAGGCUUGGCCUACUAUCUGCGAAAGCAUGGCUACAAGCGAGUCGGCAUCCUGUGCACAAACACUCCCGCUUUUCUAGAAUCUCUGUAUGGCAUAGCGGCCGCUGGGGCGGUUUCCGUUGGCGUAAACUACCGUUUGAAGACGGACGAUAUAUCCUACAUAUUCCAGCAUUCCGAAGUCGACAUCAUUAUUGCAGACUAUGAAUUCGAGCAUUUGCUCGCAUCAUACAGGAAAACAAAGCCGAAUGUCCCAGUGAUAGUGGAUAACGAUACAGAUGCUACAGAGGGAGCGCUGAGCGGUCCCUUCGACGCCGCGGUGCUUGACGGGUUGAAAUAUGACGCCGAGACCGGUGGAAGGGGAUGGGCUGGCUUGGAGAUUUUGCCCAAAAGCGAGGACGACCUCAUUGCUUUGGCCUACACCAGUGGCACUACCGCGCGACCCAAGGGUGUCGAGUACACACAUCGCGGAUGCUACCUUGCUGCGCUCGCCAACGUCAUCGAGUCGGGCCUCAACUAUCACACGGGCAGAUGCAGGUACUUAUGGACGCUUCCCAUGUUCCACGCUACAGGCUGGACCUUUCCAUGGGCAGUAACCGCUGUGCGAGGAACGCAUUACUGUCUCCGAAAGAUCGACUACCCCGAGAUUUGGAGACUAUUGAAGGAAGAGCAAAUCACGCACUUCAAUGCCGCACCCACAGUGAACACCCUGCUUUGCGCCGCGAAGGAGGCCGAGAGACUUGACAAACCCGUGCGUGUCACCGUGGCAGCGAGCCCGCCUUCUGCAUUCCUUUUCGAGCAAAUGACCAAGCUCAACUUGCAACCCGUCCAUGUAUACGGCCUCACCGAGACGUACGGCCCCAUCACGAAGGGCUACCACAUGCCAGAAUGGGAAGAACUCCCCGAGAAGGAGAAAUACGCCAAGAUGGCGAGACAAGGUCAUGGCUUCGUAACGAGCUUACCUGCACGCGUCAUCAAGACUGACCAGCCGGAGGGUGUUAUCAUUGACGUCGCCCGCGAUGGCAAGGAGAUUGGAGAAAUCGUGUUUGAGGGCAAUAUCUGCGCGAAGGGUUACUAUAAGGAUGCCGAAGCAACGAGGAAACUGUGGGCUGGGGGUGUGAGUCAUAGUGGAGAUUUGGCUGUUUGGCAUCCGGAUGGGGCCAUCCAGAUCUUGGAUCGGGCGAAGGAUAUCAUCAUUUCUGGAGGAGAGAACAUCUCUAGCGUUGCAUUGGAAAGCAUGCUGGCCAGACACCCUGCCAUACUUGAAGUCGGCGUCGUGGCCGUACCGGACUCCCACUGGGGUGAGCGUCCCAAGGCCUUCGUAACGAUCAAGGCUGGUGAGAAUGUACGCGGGGAAGACAUCAUCGAUUGGGCCAAGCACAGGAGCGAAAUCAGCAAAUUCAUGGUGCCUAGGGAAGUGGAGAUUGUGAAUGAGUUGCCCAAGACGAGCACGGGGAAGCUGAAGAAAAAUGUGCUGAGGGAGUGGGCGAAGGGGAAUAGGAAUGCGAAAUAAGGAAAUACGGAGUGAUGUGAAGGGAUACCCAUUUUCUAAGAGCAUGUAAUUUGUAUGUUGCGUGUAGCGUGGCCGAUUUCUGAUGUUGUCUGUCAUCUUUCGCUCAAUCGCGGACGCACUUCAAACUUCCUGCACAUGUGCACAUGUUGUCGCGACUUCCGGCGUCCUUAUUACAUGAGUCAACUUUAUUCGAGCUCAUGUAUGGAAUGUCAGCUUAUCUGACCAAAGCGUUUGCCCGUCUCCCACCAGUUAUAAAAGCACGACUUUCCUCCCACCAGUUCGGCUCCUCACAAACCUCACUUCUUGUUUCAUCAAAAUAGAAUCAGCAGGCCACAGCUGAAU